Messenger RNA from Acomys russatus (golden spiny mouse), 1313 nucleotides. It is a transcript of the gene Hes6, whose product is annotated as hes family bHLH transcription factor 6. The record is from RefSeq and is a predicted model, not a curated record. Gene Ontology annotation, molecular function: RNA polymerase II cis-regulatory region sequence-specific DNA binding; protein dimerization activity; DNA-binding transcription factor activity, RNA polymerase II-specific. Bases 116 to 790 code for a protein of 224 amino acids. Gene Ontology annotation, biological process: anterior/posterior pattern specification; regulation of transcription by RNA polymerase II; regulation of neurogenesis. Lineage: Eukaryota; Metazoa; Chordata; Mammalia; Rodentia; Muridae. The transcript is spliced from 4 exons. Gene Ontology annotation, cellular component: nucleus.
GGGGCACCUUGGGCCGGAAGACUCCGGAGAACUAGCGAGGCCUCCGGGCUUCGGACCCACCUCGCGGUGUGGUUUGCACUCCGCGCGGGGCGUCGAGCUCCGGGCGCUGAGGGCCAUGGCUCCGCUUCAGGCGCCCAGCCGGGAUCGUGCAGGCCACGAGGAUGAGGACCGCUGGGAAGCACGGGGGGACCGCAAGGCCCGGAAGCCCCUGGUGGAGAAGAAGCGACGUGCGCGGAUCAACGAGAGUCUUCAGGAGCUGCGGCUGCUGCUGGCCGGCACCGAGGUGCAGGCCAAACUAGAGAACGCCGAGGUGCUGGAGCUGACUGUGCGGCGUGUGCAGGGCGCGUUGCGGGGCCGGGCGCGGGAGCGGGAGCAGCUGCAGGCCGAAGCAAGCGAGCGCUUCGCCGCUGGCUACAUCCAGUGCAUGCAUGAGGUGCACACGUUCGUGUCCACGUGCCAAGCCAUUGAUGCCACCGUCUCAGCUGAACUCCUGAACCACCUGCUAGAGUCCAUGCCGUUACGAGAGGGUAGCAGCUUUCGGGAUCUGCUGGGAGACUCCCUAGCUGGGCUUCCUGGAGGCUCUGGGAGGAGCAGCUGGCCUCCGGGGGGGUCUCCAGGGUCCCCGUUGUCCAGUCCCCCAGGUCCCGGGGACGACCUGUGUUCUGACCUAGAGGAGAUCCCGGAGGCUGAACUAAAUCGGGUGCCCGCUGAGGGGCCAGAUUUGGUGCCUACAUCCUUAAGAAGCCUGACUGAAGCUUGCUUGGCCCAGAAUGUGUGGCGGCCUUGGUGACCAACGCCUUAAGGAUGAUGGGCUGCCAUCCUUAAGCCGGCUCCCUCCCUGGGUAUCAGAUGAGGCAGAGACAGCCCAGGAUGCCCCCUAGGGAUGCCCUCCUCACUCUUCCAAUGGAUGGCUUGCAUGACAACCCUGUUUCUUGAGGGGAUCAAUUUCAUGGACCCUAUAGCUCUGGAUGGGGGUGGGGGGAAGGAAGGGAGGGAGACUCUUAUAGCGCUGUCAGGGCUCCUCCACAUUCACCUAUUCCUGCCUUUUAGACAUUCUGAAUGGCCUAGGGCAGAAGUGACCAGUCUUCUAAAUCACAAAAGCUGAGCAUUAGUGUCCUGGGCAGGGACACGCAGGCCAUAGGAGUCCUGACCUGAAUAGAAGGUUAGGUGUGCUACUUUGGCUAGGAGACCAAAGGGGGCAGGCUCAUGCUGAAGUGUCACUGACAGCUGCUCCCUGUUUGAAACACUUGUGUGUGUGAAUUUGGUUGCCACCAGAUGUGCCAAUUGAAUGAAAUAAAGAACCUGGAGAUAGU